AUGACAGCCGCUGUUUCAGGUUGCGUGACAUUGUGGCAGUGCAGGACACCUCAGCACCAAAGUGACUUACAGUAGCUAUAUGUCUGAGCUCGGGGACGGAGACAGGUGAAAGGGGGGAGGGUCGCUGGCUGAGAUGUGCCCCGGCUUCUGGUUUUUACGCGGUGUAGGAGCGCUGCUCAUGGUUCUGUUUCCUGGGAGCUCUGUCCAGUCCAGUCUCAUGUCAGCUCCGUGGGUUUGCGUUGGCUUCAGUGUCUCAGCCUGUGAGCGGAAUUUAGCCUGAUCAGCUGAGGGUAGGACUGACGCUCCUCACAUUAAGAUACUUUCUUUACACCGACAGGAUCCUGGAGGAAUGUGUUAACGUGCCUUUAUAAGUAGGCCUGCUCCACCUGUCUGCUCAAUCUGGGACGCUGCUUCUUCUUACGUCAAAGUGCCAAACUUGAAGUUUACAGGCGACUUUUCCUGCGCAUGAUGUACACAAUUACAAGAGGUCCCAGCAAACUGGUCACCCAGCGACGCACAGGGCCCACACAGCAGCUGGACAACAAAAUAAACGACUUCAAGCACAAACAAACGUCCUGGAGUCUGCCUAACCUUCCUGCACCUAAGAUAGUUUUCAACCGCCUGAAUGGUAAAAAGUAUCAUCAUCCCGCUCCGGCUCUCCCUGCAGACAACCAUCAGGAAGAGACUUUCACCGCUGCACAUGAGGAAAACGUCAAGUUUGUCUACGACGCCUGGGAGGAGGUGGUGCAGCAGGAGCAGAGGCCCAGCCAGGGGUCAGAGGAAGCCCAGGGAGCAGUCCACUAUAAAGAGACCACUCCCAGCCCACACAUGGACAGCGGUCAGGAGGUGAGACCUGAAGCAGAACGGCUCACUGAAGAGAGGAUACCUGGGAGCAGCAGGUGUGAUGGGUCAAAGUGCCCUGAAGUGAUUCAAAGGGAUGGACAGCGCUGGGACGCUGACAUAGAAACCACAGAGAAUCACCUCACUUGAACUCUAAGCCUUUUAACCCCAACCCAUCCAACACUAAACAGUCAGUCUGACACAGAUGGCACACAGAAGGACAAUGUCUUGAAGUUGAGGUUUUCUCAUCUUGCCACCCUGACAACAGAGAUGUCAUAAUGCAGUAAAAUUGUCUUUUCAAGAAUUCUCUACAUUGGCAUGUUUUUUUAUUGUCACAAGAAUGGAUCCAUAAUUGUGUGUUUUGAUGCAAAGCCACCAGUAACAGCUCCAUAAAUGCAUAUACAGUAUUUUGAAUCAAAUUUACAUUGGGUAAUAAUAUAUUCCUAACAAGUUCCAUUUGUAUUAUGCACCUACUACAGGUAGGUACAUAAUACAAAUGGAACCUGAUAAGGAUCCACAUUUGACCACUGACGGUUAACAAGUUGCAUUUGCAAGUAGUAUUGCAAGGUAUUCAGCUCCUAUUUAAAAAAAAAAAAAAAA
This is a messenger RNA of Seriola dumerili (greater amberjack), 1440 nucleotides long. Its product is annotated as MAPK regulated corepressor interacting protein 2-like. Bases 466 to 990 code for a protein of 174 amino acids. The transcript is spliced from 5 exons. NCBI's taxonomy places the organism in Eukaryota, Metazoa, Chordata, Actinopteri, Carangiformes, Carangidae. The record is from RefSeq and is a predicted model, not a curated record.